Molecule: messenger RNA, 3861 nt
Organism: Nerophis lumbriciformis (worm pipefish)
Lineage: Eukaryota; Metazoa; Chordata; Actinopteri; Syngnathiformes; Syngnathidae
Source: RefSeq, a predicted model, not a curated record
AUGCGUCACUGUCAGUGGGAGAUGGCAGCAGAGAGAGAAGGGGAGGCAAAAGCACAAGCAAGUAAGAGGAAGUCAGUCAUUGUUCACCGCCAGAGGACAUGCAAGAAGAUCAUUGCUUUGAAACGCAACAACCAAGGCCUCGUUUUGAUUUCCAGUGAAAUGCUGAGUCCAUCCAGGCCAGGACCAGGGAUGUGCAGUGAGGAGGACGGCCGUGGAUCUGAACCGGGGUCAGAAGUCGGCUCCGGGCUUGAGACGGAUCGUUUUGGCUUCAUCGUGUCCGAUGGAUCUGAAGCUCGCAGGACUGUGGGCCCGCGCCCUCAACUGGUCAGGCAGAGGGAAGCCAAGUGGAUCAACGUCAUGGACCAAUGGGAGAGCAUCUUGUUCAAGAAGAAUAACAUGGUCAAAGUUCAGUGUCAGAAAGGUAUCCCAUCCUCACUUAGAGCAAAGUGCUGGCCUCUGCUCUGUGGCGCCACCAACAGGAUGAACAACAACAAACACCUCUACCAGUGUCUGGACUCUAAGGCCGCGCUGCAGAAGUGGGUGGACGUCAUCGAGAGAGAUCUGGACCGACAGUUUCCUUUCCACGAGAUGUUCCUCUCCAAGGAGGGACACGGGUACGCUGCAUUACGUCAUCGCUGGUAUUCAUUGCUGCCGUUUCUCAGAAUUUCUAUCACCGUGCUUGUGUUUAGGCAGCAAGGAUUGUUCAGAGUGUUGAAAGCUUUCACUCAGUACAAGCCCGAGGAUGGCUAUUGUCAGGCUCAAGGACCAGUGGCUGCAGUCCUCUUGAUGAACAUGCCAGCUGAGGAGGCCUUCUGGUGUCUGGUGCAAAUUAGCGAGCGCUACCUCCCUGGAUACUACAGCCCUCUCCUGGAGGGAGUCCUGUUCGACGCGACUCUUCUCACCUGGCUUUUAAGAAGAACGUGUCCUCCCGCACACAAACACCUGCAGCAGCACGGCGUGGAGCCCCUCAUGUUCGCCACCGACUGGCUGAUGUGCUUGUUCACGCGCCACCUGCCCUUCAACGCCCUGCUGCGAGUGUGGGACCUGUUUUUCUGCAACGGGGCGGGGGUGCUGCUGCAGGUGGCGGUGGUGCUGGUGCGGAGGGUGCUGGGUCGGGCCGAGCAAAGGAGGGAGUGUCAGGGCCAGAUGGAGACCCUGCAGAGGCUGAGGAACGUCCGAUGUGAGGUCCAAGAGGUGGAGGACGACUUCAUAGCAGAGGUGUGUGCUAUACCGCUAUCAGCCAGCGAUCUGGGGAGGCAUACAGAAAAGGAGCUGGCAAAGUGGAGAAAAGACAGACCCUCGUCCACCUUGGACCCCAGAGGUCGCUGCCAGGGUUACCGAAUGGCCUGGGCUCAACUCAACCGAGAGAGAGAGCCGGAGAACUUCUUCGUGCCCCUCACUCGCUCGGCCUCCAGCCUGCUGCUGUCUACUUCGAGGUGGAAAAAAGGCGGGCACGCCGGGGGGAAGGUUGCCCGGCAUCUGUCGAUGCAAGCCAAGGACUGGAGGAGCUGCAACGAGUUGAACUUUGAAGAGGAUACAGGUGGCAGUCAUGCACAUAGACUGGGAUCCAUGGCAAAGAGAGAGAUGGCAGAAAUUCAAGUGGAAAAGAUGCAAUCUGCCAAAAACUCAGAGUUCCCAACAAUCAGAGAGGACGGGAGCUCAUCAAAGGGAGGCGUGGAUGAAGAGUCAUCAGCAGGGCUCCACGUACAGGCGCUGACCCAGACCCAGCAACAAUUAGCAACUGAUCAUCCACUUUGCACCGACCUAUGUGAGACCAACACCCUUGUUGAAUGCAUCCAUCAGCAAGGAGGCAUCAAAAGUGAACAAAAAGAAGCAAAUAAGGAAACAACGGCCAUUGAAGUCUGCAAGGAGACUGCGAGUCCUGCUCAGGAGAGGAAAAGCUCCGGUGAGCUUGCAACAAGCUUUUCGGGCGACGUCUGCAUCCCCGAGUCGUCCAGCUUAACGCGCCGGCUCUCGAAAGAUCUCUUCAUCGACCCCGCUCACACCCUGACCGACUCCCCGACCCCGGCCGUUCCUCACUCCGAAGCAGCUAAACGUAAGCAGCCCAGAAAGAGCAAGCAGAAGGUCGAGAGCGGACUACAAGUCCCGACUAUCUUGGUCCAGGACUUUAGUGACCAACUCGUGGAGGAGGGGAGGCGGCUGGAGAAGAGGAGGUGGUGGCGGCGGCAUCAGCAGGACAGGAAGGAUAAGAAGGAGAGGGAGAAGAAGGAGAAGGAGGGAGAGAGGAGGAAACCGCAAACCAGGGGGGAAAGUUUUCAGGUCCAAAGAGAAACAAUGAAAAGUUAUUUUACCUCUGCUGAAUCUUACUUUUAACACUUCUUGUCAUGUUCGUCAUUUCUUGACAUGCUUAGGAGGUUCUGUUGGCUUUCUUCAAAGCUCCUCAAACACAAACCAGGAGAUCACACUGUAGACCAGACCUGGGCAACUUAAGGCCCCGGGGGCCACAUGCGGCCCGUUAAGCUUCUCAAUCUGGCCCGGCGAACAUUCCCACAUCAUUUUUUUUAAAUGUUUAAGAUGUAAAGUGUAGCUGUCAUUAUGAUGUGCAGUCAUGUUUUCUAAUGACCGUAAGUCUUCAACUAUACUAAGUAGAGAUGUCCGAUAAUGGCUUUUUUGCCGAUAUAUACGAUAUUGUCCAACUCUUAAUUACCGAUCCCAAUAUCAACCGAUACCGAAAUAUACAGUCGUGGAAUUAACACAUUAUUAUGCUUAAUUUUGUAUAUUGUAGCGUCCCGUAAGAGUUAGUGCUGCAAGGGGUUCCGGGUAUUUGUUCUGUUGUGUUUAUGUUGUGUUACGGUGCGGAUGUUCUCCCGAAAUGUGUUUGUCAUUCUUGUUUGGUGUGGGUUCACAGUGUGGCGCAUAUUUGUAACAGUGUUAAAGUUGUUUAUACGGCCACCUUCAGUGUGACCUGUAUGGCUGUUGACCAAGUAUGCGUUGCAUUCAGCUGCGUGUGUGAAAAGCCGUAGAUAUUUUGUGACUGGGCCGGCACGCAAAGGCAGUGCCUUUAAGGUUUAUUGGCGCUCCGUACUUCUCCCUACGUCCGUGUACACAGCGGCGUUUUAGAAAGUCAUACAUUUUACUUCUUGAAACCGAUACCGAUAAUUUCCGAUAUUACAUUUUAGAGCAUUUAUCGGCCGAUAAUAUCGGCAGUCCGAUAUUAUCGGACAUCUCUAAUACUAAGGUUGAAUCUGCGCUUUUGAAUUCUAUACUAGUUACUAUGGUCAUCUAAUUAGUUACUAUGGUAAUGUAAGUCACAGCAUCUCAGACGAGGCACCAAGACGUGUGGGUGGGGAGCGUUUCCACAGAGUGGCCUGAAAUACGGGUGUCAGGGAGAAAGUGAUAUUAUAUCAGAUUGGAGGUGGAGUUUUUUUUUUUACCAUUCGCAUUCAUAUUUCGCCGUGUUUGUUACAGUUUUGUUGCGUUUCGCUUGAUUGUAAAAUAUGUUGAUGGAGAGUGGGUGUGACGUUCAUAUGUUGUCAAUAUUCAGUGUUUUAUCCUUCAUAGUUAAUAUUGUAAAUCCCACAUUCUUUAUAUUCAUGUACAUUUCCUGGGUGUCUCAUUCAGUAGAAAAUUUAAAAUUCCCUUCCGUUUCUUAAGGCGGUCUUUCAUAACGUUUUUAGCAUUCAAUCUGACAUUAUUGUGAGUUUUUGUAUUAGUGUUCCUAAAAAUAGGACCCAAACACACACAUAUUGUACAGCAGAUUGUCACAGUUUAUAUAUGUUUGUGUGUGUGCGUGCGUAUAUUUAUAUUUUUAUAUAUAUAUAUAUAUAUAUAUAUAUAUAUAUAGAUAUAUAUAUAUAUAUACUGGCCCCAGACACAUUUUUAUCUCUAAAUGUGGCCUCC